Molecule: messenger RNA, 2066 nt
Organism: Phacochoerus africanus (Common warthog)
Lineage: Eukaryota; Metazoa; Chordata; Mammalia; Artiodactyla; Suidae
Gene: ST8SIA4
Product: ST8 alpha-N-acetyl-neuraminide alpha-2,8-sialyltransferase 4
Biological process (GO): N-glycan processing; oligosaccharide metabolic process
Molecular function (GO): alpha-N-acetylneuraminate alpha-2,8-sialyltransferase activity
Source: RefSeq, a predicted model, not a curated record
AUUUCCCUGCUAGAAAAAGGGAAGGGCCAGUGACGCCCCCGAACCCAGCUGCAGAAGCGGCCGCCACCUCCCAUGCACAAGGUGUCUCUUCGGAAAAGAAACCUGAGCCCCAGGGAGGCGGCGCGGAGCGACCCGGGCAGGGCUGGCGGGAACCGCGAGGGAGUGCGCUGGGCACUGCUCGAGGACCAGCGGGAGCUCGGCUGGGCUGCAGAGGACCCUCGAGACCUGCCCCUGAGAUCCCAGCUCCACGCUCUCCUCGCGUUUUACAGAUUCCCCUCCCCGUGACUACAUCUCCCCAAAACGGAGCCUUUAUAUGAAGAGAAGGUGAGGGAGCUGGGGCAACCAGGACUUUCCCGGUCACCCAAGAUGCGCUCCAUUAGGAAGAGGUGGACGAUCUGCACGAUAAGUCUGCUCCUGAUCUUUUAUAAGACAAAAGAAAUAGCAAGAACUGAGGAGCACCAGGAGACGCAACUCAUCGGAGAUGGCGAGCUGUGUUUGAGUCGAUCACUUGUCAAUAGUUCAGAUAAAAUCAUUCGAAAGGCUGGCUCUUCAAUCUUCCAGCAUUCUGUAGAAGGUUGGAAAAUCAAUUCCUCUUUGGUCCUGGAGAUAAGGAAGAACAUUCUUCGUUUCCUUGAUGCAGAACGCGAUGUCUCUGUGGUCAAGAGCAGUUUUAAGCCUGGUGAUGUCAUACACUAUGUUCUGGAUAGGCGCCGGACGCUAAAUAUUUCUCAGGAUCUGCACAGCCUCCUACCUGAAGUUUCACCAAUGAAAAAUCGCAGAUUUAAGACCUGCGCAGUUGUUGGGAAUUCUGGCAUUCUGCUAGAUAGUGAAUGUGGAAAAGAAAUUGACAGUCACAAUUUUGUAAUAAGGUGUAAUCUAGCCCCUGUGGUGGAGUUUGCUGCAGAUGUGGGAACUAAAUCAGAUUUUAUUACCAUGAAUCCAUCAGUUGUACAAAGAGCAUUUGGAGGCUUUCGGAAUGAAAGUGACAGAGAAAAAUUUGUGCACAGACUUUCCAUGCUGAAUGACAGUGUCCUUUGGAUCCCUGCUUUCAUGGUCAAAGGAGGAGAGAAGCACGUGGAGUGGGUUAAUGCAUUAAUCCUUAAGAAUAAACUGAAAGUGCGAACUGCCUAUCCAUCACUGAGACUUAUUCAUGCUGUCAGAGGUUACUGGUUGACAAACAAAGUUCCUAUCAAACGACCCAGCACCGGUCUGCUCAUGUAUACACUUGCCACGAGAUUCUGUGAUGAAAUUCACCUGUAUGGAUUCUGGCCGUUCCCUAAGGAUUUGAAUGGAAAAGCUGUCAAAUAUCAUUACUAUGAUGACUUAAAAUACAGGUACUUUUCCAAUGCAAGUCCUCAUAGAAUGCCAUUAGAAUUCAAAACAUUAAAUGUGCUGCAUAAUAGAGGCGCUCUGAAACUGACAACAGGAAAGUGCGUAAAGCAAUAAAGCACAUCCGAAACAUACAAACUGGAUAUGCACUUCUUUUCUGAAGAUGCUUCCUAAGAUUUGAAAAUAGGAUCCAAAACAAGACUGGGUUUCAGCAUCCACCACUUAUCUGAAAGGUGAUAAAGGACAUUCAUGAGAAAUCCACUACCAGCCGAUGAAAUACCUGCGAAGUGCUCUAAAAAAUUACGUAUUUUGACUUCAAGGGUCCUAGUAAGUGCCACUUCCACUAAGAACACAGUUUGAAUGUAUAAUCAGUAGUGUUUACAAGAUCCAACAAUGCCCUCAUCAUUAGUUAACCAAGCAAAUAUGUUCAUCACUGUUGGGCUGCCCCUGCAACGCCAAGCACAUGAGAAGAGCAACCCGGGAACACAGCUCAGCCCUUGGGGAAAGUUAACUGUCCUGUCAGCAGAGAUCAAGAUGGAAACAGUUUGAGCAGUGAAAUCCAUAAGAUGAAACAACUCAAGUAAAUGCCUUCAGUCAGGACUCCGAGUGUGAUCAUGAACAUUAUGUUUUUGUUUCUGUUCUCAUUUGCCUUUUGGAAUCGCUUUUGCUUUGGGUGUUGGGGUGCUUAGAAAUCCUUUCUGAGAUAAAUAUGAAUGAGAUAAAUAACAUUCAAAUGA